UAGAAAUGAGGAUCCAGGUCUCCUCAUACAAUUUAGGGUUAUUUCUCUAUUCAGUUUUUACCUCCUUUGCCAAACUUCAUGUUCCAAUCAACCUCACUUGUGCGUUGUGAGGUUGGACUUGACUUUGGUCCAGGUAAAAGCAUUUUGGCUCUUGGGACAAUGAUUUAGAACACAAGUAGGAGUGUCAAAAGUUGAGACAGAGACUCAAAUGAAAUAAAAGGAUAGAGACUUGAGACUGGGACAAGUACUUUGAGGUGAAUAGGAGCAAGUUUAGGGAUAUUUCUAGCGUAAAGUAGAAAGAGGGCAGAUUCCUGAAUACCCUGUUUAUGAAAAGGCAAGUCCGAAUAGAGAGACUGGAGAGAAGUAAAGGGAAGCAGGGGGAUCAAACUGAUGACAAAUCAGAGUCUAGGUCCCAGGAAGAAAAUGUCAGGAAACAGCGUUAAUUCAUUCCCAAGAUGAGCUGUGAUGGCAUGAAAGAUAAAACACUGAAUAAGUGGCAAGUGCUGGUAUCACUGUUAUUAUUUUAUAGUUCUUGGUUUAAAGGGUCCCACAGAUAACAUUUCCCUUCUAUAAUGAAUAUUCCUCAAUCAGAACAGAAGGAGGGCCAAGGGAUCUGACUCACAUUCAAAACCUGGUUUCUUUUGCUGGAAAAGUUAACUCCUUAAAUAUCAGUGCGCAGUUUGCAGAACUUUAUCACUUUCCCCUGUGAUCAUUACUGUUGACCUCAUGAAUGCAAAGUCAAACACCAGUGAUCUGGAAAGACCUUGGGUAGAGGCAACUGUCGCCUAAGGACCAAUUAAUUUAACAGAGAAGGACUUCAAGAGGCCUGUCUCUGUCUGGGCUGUGUGUACUUCCAACUAGGGGCUUACCUCCUUAGGAACUUAAAUUCCAAUAGGGCCAAAUGGUGAGAAUCUAUCAAUCCCCAUCCCCUUUUUUCAAGUUUCAAAAGAUUUUAGAAAGGACAUUUUUCCUUAGUAUUUUGGUAAAGCAUUAUGAGAAUCACUCAGAGUGACUCUUGAUGGUAGACUUUAGGGCACACAUUUUGGUAGUUGGGAAGAGAAGCUAGGCCAACCCUUUGUUAGCAGGAAGUAAGGGUAGAGUGAAGGACCAAAAAGCUGGACCAAUAAAUGAAGCUGAGCUGAAGACAGUUGAGAUUGUAAAGAGAGAAAGAUCAGAAGAAACUCUACAGGAAAGCUGCUGUCUCCCUGGCUGUGACUGUCUGCCUGGGUUCUGGUGGUUUGGGACUCUCUUUUGCUAAUUGGAGUUCUAAUGAGCAUGGACCGGGGCAAGGCAUCUAAAGCGAUGAGGGUCUUACCAGAGUAUUACCUGUGUCCUUUGAUGUACCUUGGGAAGGGCUGGGAGCUGGCAGGUGGGCCACAGGCAGAGUGUGAGGUGAGGCGUGCUUAUUGCUGGCUGUGGAGUGAGGAGGGACCGCACUGUCUAGCAGGCAGUGGAGAGGCAUGGCCCCACGAUGUCACGUUCACCACUUAACAUCUUAAAUCCACGUGGUUGACUGCCCAUAGAUGAGGAUUUUGUGGUGACAGGAAGUGAAAAUCAUAGUAGGCCAAGAGCCUGCACAUCUGUCUAGUCAGUCAACAAAUGUUUGUUGAGUAUCGAGCCCCAGGCACCGUUUUAGGCACUAGAGAUAGGGUAAUGAACACAGCUGACAGAGUCCUGUCUUCACGUAGCUUGUGAAGGCAUGGACUCUAAAUAAAUCAUUAUAUAUAUAAUCGCAGGUAGUGAUUAGCAAUAUGAUGUAAAAUAAUGCUCAGCAUGGGCUAGAGAGUGAUGGGAGCUCAUACUGAGAUGUGAUGAUGAAAAGAGACGAGGUGGGGAGGGUAUAGCCUAGCAUGCACAAGGUCCUGGGUUCAACCCCCAGCACCUCCAUUAAAUAAUAAAUAAAUGAACAAACAAACCUAAUUACCUCCCACCACCAAAAAAAAGAAAGAAAAGAGUCAAAAUAUGCUUUCUUAAAAGAUGAUGAUCCUGAGGGGCGGGGGGAAAUUGGAGUAUCAUACUUAGCACCAUAGCCAGAGAAAGGAGACAGCGGGACUGGCUUUCUUUUGAAAGCCAGUUGUCUGUUGAGUGUGUUACAAGUCUGUCUACCACGUAGCGGGCUGGAGUGUUGUGGGGGCAGCGAGCAGAAUUACCAGGUUUCCCCUCUGGCUGGACUGACUGAUAGAACAAAGUUGACUGUUCCAGCCAAAGUUGAAUUUGCCAAGAUCUGAAGGAAAAUGUAGAUUUUAAUACUAGUGGGUGGGGAUGACUAUGCCUUUGUCUCAUGCAUGUGUGAGCUCAUCCUUGCUCUCUUUUUUAAUGAGAAAUAGUUUCUCAGCUGUAGCAAAAACCCACAGUGCUGGUGUGAGGGCCUGAGAGAGAGGCUGCUAGUUUCUGUCGUUUCUAAAUUUACAUACACGCUGCCACAAUUGUAGGUCCCAAAUUUGACCUAGUUUCAUUCAUUUGGUUUUCUUCCAAUACCUAAUUUCCUUAACCUGGAUAUAGAUCCUUUUAAUUUCCCCAGUAUGUACAUGCGCUUGUUUAUCUCUAUUUCUGACUCGUCAACAAAAAAGUGAAUCUGCUAUUUGAAGCGAAGGAGGGAUAAAAAUUGCCACUUAAAGGGAUUUAUUUCCAAAGCAGUGCCUCAGUGUUCUUUCUUGUUCCAGUUUGCCUGGAUGCCUCAAUGGAUAAACCACUUUUCUUUAAAAAGAAAAUAGAUGAUGAGGCCCGAGAUCUCACUGGCAUCAGGGACGGGCACUGUCUUUGACACCCAGUUUUUCAGCAAAGAGAGGCCUGAACCCCCCCCAUCGAGUCAAGUCCAUCUCCAUGACAACUUUCACGGAGCCUGAGGUAGUGUUCCUGCAGUCCCGGGGAAACGAGGUUUGCAGGAAGAUUUGGCUGGGUCUUUUUGAUGCUCGGACAUCUUUAAUACCAGAUUCCAGGGAUCCUCAGAAGGUGAAGGAGUUUCUUCAGGAAAAAUAUGAGAAGAAGAGAUGGUAUGUCCCCCCAGACCAAGUCAAGGGGCCUGCUUAUAGCAAAGGCAGUGCCUCCACCCCUGUCCAGGGCUCCAUCCCGGAAGGGAAGCCCCUGCGGACACUUCUGGGGGAUCCCGUGUCAUCUCUCUCUGCUGCUGCCUCCACCUCCAGCCAGUCUGUCAGUCAGUCUCAGCCUCGGACAUCGCAGCCCCGGAGCGCUCAGCCUCCUCCCCACUCCUCAGUCAAGGCCAGCACUGAUCUGCUGGCUGACAUCGGCGGGGACCCCUUUGCUGCGCCCCAGGUGGCACCAGCUUUUGCUGCGUUUCCAGCCUUUGGGGGCCAGACGCCUUCCCAUGGGGGCUUUGCCAACUUCGAUGCCUUUGGCAGUAGCCCCAGCUCUUCUGCAUUUGGAAGCCUUCCUCCGGCUGGCCAAGCCCCCUUCCAGGCCCCGCCGGCACCCCCAGCCAGUCGGAUGCUAACUGGAAGUUCCAGCUUUGGGAGCAGCCAGGUGACUCCAUUUGGUGCCUCUCUGGCACCUGCCAGUCAGCCCAACAGCCUUGCAGAUGUGGGCAGCCUCCUGGGACCCAGGGCAUCAGCUGGAGGCAUCCCUGGCAGCAUCUUCGGAAUGGCCGGCCAGGUCCCCACGCUCCAAUCAGCCACCACUGGUGGAGGCGGCAGCGCAGGGCUUGCCUUUGGAGCCUUCAACCCUUUCACCACCCCUGCUGCUCACCCCCAGCUGCCUUCCACCAACCCGUUCCAGCCCAACGGCUUGGCCACAGGGCCUGGCUUUGGGAUGAGCAGUGCUGGGCCUGGCUUCCCGCAGACAGUGCCACCCACCACGGCCUUUGCCAGCCCCUUCCCACCGCCACUUUUCCCCCCACAGACCCCAAUGACUCAGCAGCAGAAUGGCUCUUCCUUUGGAGACUUGGGCUCAGCCAAGCUGGGGCAGAGGCCACUGAGCCAGCCAGCCGGGGUCUCCACUAACCCCUUCAUGACUGGAUCCUCAUCUAGCCCGUUUGCCUCUAAACCUCCUACCACGAACCCAUUCUUGUAGCAAUGUGUCCUCGGGGGCCUGUCUCUGGGGCCCCGCUACUCCCUGAAGCUCUGACGACCACUUGCCUGUGGCAUUUCUGCGUGUCUGAGAUGAGAUGGCUCUUGCUUUGCAGGGUGGGGUCUUGGGGCUGGUGGAGGCGCUGAUGCUUUGCUUGGGGCUUGCAGUGAAAAGGACGGCUUCCUAGGUCAGCUGCCCUAAGACUCCCUCCCUGCUCCCUCCAGCCCCCACCCAGGCAGGAGGCCCAGGAGGAGAGACACAGGUCCUGGCCUAGAGGAGCGACAGUGUCGUAAUGCUGAAAUUAUUAAUGAUUUUGACAGUAACCCUCCUCCUCUCUGGCCAUCAGCGUCCACAGGACUCCUUGACUCCCAGCCCUGUGGGCGGAGAAAGCCGUGGGCCCAGGCUGACCAGGCUCCCCUGUGGGAACAGCUCUCCCCCAUGCCUGGCUUUCCAAGGCCGUUCUCCUCGUGGACAGCAGCACAGUAAGGAAAGCAGGGAAAAGGUGGAGAUGAGGCGAGCCUGGUGUUGACGUGGGAUGGAGACCAGACAGGCCGAGAAGGCCACGGGAGGCCAGAGUGCCUCUGCUGCCCUAGUGUGGCCAGCACGCCCUCUCUCCAUGUUUUCGCUUCGCCAGCUCCCUCCCGUGUCCUGGGCACUCAGGAUGCAGAGUUUCACCUACAUAUUUCUACAUGCCCAACUUCUGUCAAGCACUUUAGUUAGCCAUGGUGUCCUGUUUGGAUACCAGUGUUUUAUAUUUAUACAUAGGGAGAGAAUUUUCUAUUGUAGCCUAUUAUAUAUAUAUAUAUAUAUAUACACACACACACACACACAGACUCACACAUAGAGAUCCACGCAGCCAUUCUCCCUCCCAGACAGCUCUCUACACGGGGAAUGGGAUGCAGCCCCAUCUGUGCCUGGACCAGCAAAGCCGGGGCUCCAGGGGUUGUGGGGGAGGGAGCCACAAGUCCCGACCACCCCAGAGCCUGGGCUUUUCCGAGGAAAGGCUUUGUGCAAUUGGCUGUUUUGUUCCUUUCUUUUUUCCACAUGCUUCCCCUGCCCCCCAGCCCCCAAACCUCUGCACCAAAGCUGUUGCAAGCAAUGUUGGAAAAGAACUGCAUUUGAAAGAA
This is a messenger RNA of Camelus dromedarius (Arabian camel), 5150 nucleotides long. RefSeq names its product ArfGAP with FG repeats 2 (gene AGFG2). Gene Ontology annotation, cellular component: cytoplasmic vesicle; membrane; cytoplasm. Gene Ontology annotation, molecular function: GTPase activator activity. NCBI's taxonomy places the organism in Eukaryota, Metazoa, Chordata, Mammalia, Artiodactyla, Camelidae. The coding region runs from base 2824 to 4026 and encodes 400 amino acids. The record is from RefSeq and is a predicted model, not a curated record. Gene Ontology annotation, biological process: acrosome assembly; intermediate filament organization; spermatid nucleus differentiation. The transcript is spliced from 13 exons.